AUGCCUUCCGGGACCAGACACCACGAAGUGACCCUUUUCCUUGGCCCAUGUCGGCGCUCGAAUGCCAUCAGUCUCAUAGAUUCUUUCGCAUGCCGUCUGCUUCAGGUGGAUGCCCGGCAGGAGCUGGAGAAGGAGCGACAUGUGGUCAAGCAACUGCAAGCCGAGCUAGAGGAGAAGGAACGAACCGUUGCCGAGCUCCUUUUCGACCUCCGACGAGCCAGGAACGCUUCCGGCGAAGGAGACUGGGCCCAGCGGGAAGAGGAGUACAUGCGGCUGGACCUGCAGUUGCGCAAGCUCGAAGGAGAGUUGGCUUCCUCCCGUCGUGCAGAGCGUGACAUGGCAGACAGGUUGCUUCAAGCCGAGCACGUGGCGAUGGAGUUGCGCUUCGACCGUGAGCAGGUUCACCUCCGCAGCUCUAGGCUGGAAAGUCGGAUACUGGAGUUGGAACUGCUCAACGGCGGGGACUCGCCAAGGCAGCGACAGUCUCCGCUCAAGACCGGUGCAGGUGCAGCAGCGGCCAACCUCCAGAGCCGAAAGGAGCGCAAUCUGGAAAAUGUGAUCGAAGGGCUUGAGCGUGUAGUGAAUCAGCAGAAGGCGGAGAAUCAGCGGUUGAAGGUCGCGCUCGACAGGCGCCCCGACGACCGCCGGGGGCGUGGCCGUGCAGAAGUGGAGCGUUUGAGAAAGCGGAUAGAGGAGCUGGAAUCAGCCCCUCCGCGCACACAGGACAGCGGCAACAUGUCGGCCGAAGGUCCCGUGCUGGAAGCCUACAGACGAGAAGUUGCCGCGAAGGAGGAGGUGAUCCAGAAGCUUCAAGAAAAGCUCCGCGAGGCCUCCGAGGGGCCAGGAACGGAGUCUCCGGAGACGCAGCGAUUGCUUCAGGAGUUGGCCGAGCUGCGCCGUGCAAGAGGCGAAGAUGGACAGGCCCUGGAUGAAGCGCAGCGCGCACUCCAGGAGGCCGAGAUGACAGAGAAGCGCUACUUGGAGGUUGUCCGCGAAAAUCGCAAACUUCGACAGGACCUGUCGGCACUGGAGGAUGAUGGUUUCUGGAAGGAGAUAGAGUCUCUCCAAACUCGCAACCAGGAGGCGGUCGGCCUUGCCAAAGAGAGCCAGGAGGCUGGCGAGACUCUGAGCGACAAGGAGAGGAUUGCGGCUCUUGCCCAGGCCCUGCUGCGUUGCGGCACGGCCGCUGGAGUGGACGUCGCGUCACUGAUGGCCCUCGGCACAGUGUGA
Molecule: messenger RNA, 1230 nt
Organism: Symbiodinium necroappetens
Lineage: Eukaryota; Dinophyceae; Suessiales; Symbiodiniaceae
Source: the annotation of a GenBank genome assembly